AUGAUCUCGAAAUACAAUAUCAUCAGAUUGUUCGCAAUUAGCACAAUUUUGACGCUUACAACAAAUUUCCCAUCCGGCUUCACUAACUCCUCAAUAAACACUGCAAUUGUGGAACUUAAUCGCUUUAUUAAUGAAAGCUAUACAUCAAGAGGAUGGAACAUCACUUCUUUGGGAUAUUCUAUGAUUCGAUCGGCAACACUAAACUGUUGGUUCGUUUCACAAAUUUUCGGUGCAGUCGUAGCUCCAAUCCUGACAGACCGUUACGGGCGAAAAGUGGGAUAUAUGACCGCUGGAGUUGUUAUGUUGAUAGCAGCAAUUAUGCAGUACAUCGCAACUCUUCUUGGGGUUCCGGAACUUCUGAUUGCUGGGCGGGCGUUAUGCGCAUUUUGCUCGCCGCUUAGUGACGCGUCUCUGAUUAUGUAUCUUCAGGAAUGUUCACCUGUGGAACUUCGUGGAGCUUUUAGCUUUAUGUGCGAAAUUGGAUAUGGUUUGAUGUGCUUGCUUGGCAUGGUGCUAGGUAUGCGAGUUGUUUUGGGCGACUCGCUUUCGCAGCUUCUUAGCGUUUCCAUAGUGCCGCAAGCUCUUUUCGUGUCCUUUUUGUUCUUUAUCCCAGAAACACCAAAGUAUCUUAUGAUAACAAAAAAUAAUCGCGUAGCAGCUUUAAAGUCUUUAGAAUUCUUCCAAGGGCGCAAAAAAGAGAACGAGUCUUUACUUGACGAGUACGCCAGAGAAGCAGAAGUGGAAGGAAGUUCAAAAAGAAGCAGCAUAAAAGAAGUGUUAACCACUUGGCAUUUGAGACAAGCCGUUAUUCUUGCUUCUAUGGCUCUAGCACUAUCACUUCCAUUCUAUCCAGUUCUCCAGUCAUCUACAUUGUUCUUUACAAACGCGAACAUCGGAAAUGAAAUAGCGGAGCUGUCAUCAACUAUUCUUAUGGUUUUGCUGACUGUUUCAUCAGUUAUUGGCACUACUUUCGUGGACAAAUUUCCUCGGAGGCUGCUGUUAUUCAUAUUUGGUGGCAUCGCGACAACAUUUCUUUUAUUUUUCGUCAUCUGUGCUUCUCUUUGCGACUAUUUCUGGUGGAUGAAAUAUGCAUGUAUUUCUUCGAUGUUCUUGUACAUGGUGGUUUACGCGAUGGUGAUUGGUCCAAUGACGUGGUUUAUCGGUCCAGAAUUGGUGCCACAAAGGCAUAAGUCGACUGUAUUCUGCUUUUGCUUUGCUCUUUGUAAUGUGCUUAUUACAUUCACCAACUUUUUAUCAGUAGCGUUUUAUGAGAAAACCGGACCAUUAACCUUUGUGCCUCUGUAUAUCAUUCCAUCUUUCGUUUGCUUAAUAUACUUAUAUCUGUAUCUUCCUGAAACACGGAACCGUGAGACUCACGAGAUUGUCGCAUCUUUGAAGAGGAAACAUAUGAAGGAUUUUAGGCGUUAUGCUGAAAUAACGCCUGAACUGACAAAGAUAUAA
Molecule: messenger RNA, 1461 nt
Organism: Enterobius vermicularis (human pinworm)
Lineage: Eukaryota; Metazoa; Nematoda; Chromadorea; Rhabditida; Oxyuridae
Source: the annotation of a GenBank genome assembly